Molecule: messenger RNA, 1794 nt
Organism: Aspergillus caelatus
Lineage: Eukaryota; Fungi; Ascomycota; Eurotiomycetes; Eurotiales; Aspergillaceae
Product: NMT1/THI5 family protein
Exons: 4
Coding region: 668-1696 (342 amino acids)
Biological process (GO): thiamine biosynthetic process
Source: RefSeq, a predicted model, not a curated record
UGGAGGGUCCCGGUGAGUACUGAAGCAGGGAAAUAAGACGAGUAGGGCUUAAGUACAGUUACUAGUAGAGAUUCAGUAGGUGGGGUUGGAUGCCAUGUGACUGAAAGCCUAUUAUUUAUUGUAUUCCUUGACCCCUCCUCAACCACUCUUCCUUUCCCUUUUUCACCACAAUCACCCAUCUCAAUUCCACCAAUUCCUCAUUUACUAUCACUGCAACUCGUUCGGUACGGCUCACCAUGGGGGCCGCGCAGCCAGAAUGACCUUCUGGGUCGUUUCGCUAUGGGUUAAUUUAACCUACACGGGUCAAGGUAUCGUACAUAGUAUAACAGUCAUAGCUCGCGCAUGACAGGUGUUCGUCUUGGACCUGCCCUGGUUACCUGGCUAUCCUUCUACUUCAUGCUGUCCCUGCGUGUCUGCCUCUCUUGAAAGGGUGGAUCCCUCGAGGGAGACGCGAGACGAAGGGCGAAAGCUGAGUGAAUGUGUACCAGGUGUACGAGGCAGAGUUCGGUCGUUCUGAGAUUAUACUGUCAUAACUUGAUCUAGAUAAUACUAGCGAAAGGACAUGCGUGGCAUUGAUUGUUCCCCUUUAUUCUCUUGUUACAGAAGAGGGACUUCGGUCCCCCAUUACUAACAUGUUUCAGAGCUCUUGAUCUAAAUUUGUGCCAAGAUGUCUACUGACAAGAUUACCUUCCUCACCAACUGGCACGCGACACCGUACCACGCCCCCCUGUACCUCGCUCAGAGCAAGGGUUACUUCAAGGAAGAAGGGCUGAAGGUUGCUCUGCUGGAGCCCAAUGACCCCUCCGAUGUCACUGAGAUCAUUGGUAGCGGCAAGGUCGACAUGGGCUUCAAGGCCAUGAUCCAUACGCUGGCCGCCAAGGCUCGUAACUUCCCUGUCACCUCGAUUGGCUCUCUUCUUGAUGAGCCUUUCACAGGUGUGGUAUACCUCAAGGAUAGCGGAAUCACCGAGGACUUCCGCUCUCUGAAGGGCAAGAAAAUUGGCUACGUUGGAGAGUUCGGAAAGAUUCAAAUCGACGAGCUCACCAAGUACUACGGCAUGACUGCGGACGACUACACUGCCGUCCGUUGCGGCAUGAACGUCACCAAGGCCAUCAUCCGUGGUGACAUUCAUGCCGGUAUUGGUUUGGAGAAUGUGCAGAUGGUUGAACUGGCCGAGUGGCUGGCAUCCCAGAACCGUCCGCGUGACGACGUUCAGAUGCUCCGCAUCGACCAGCUCGCCGAGCUCGGCUGCUGCUGCUUCUGCUCCAUCCUCUACAUCGCCAACGAUGCCUUCCUGGCCGCCAACCCCGAGAAGGUUCAGAAGUUCAUGCGUGCUGUCAAGCGUGCAACCGAUUAUGUCCUCGCAGAGCCUGCAGCGGCCUUCGAAGAAUACGUUGACAUGAAGCCCAUUAUGGGAACUCCUGUCAACCGUAAGAUCUUCGAGCGGUCUUUCGCCUACUUCAGCCGUGACCUGAAGAACGUUAGUCGUGACUGGGCUAAGGUCACCAACUACGGAAAGCGUCUGGGUAUCCUUGACGCCGACUUCCAGCCUAACUACACCAACCAGUACCUUUCCUGGACGUUGGAUGCGGAUUCGACCGACCCUCUGGGUGACCAGAAGCGUAUGGCGGAACUGCAGAAGCAGGUUGCUUGCGAUGGUGGCUUCAAGCGUCUGCAGGUGGCCUCUAGCGCAUAAGCAGCUGUGACAACGUCUUUGAGGUCUGAUUGGUAGGCUUAUGCGUUGUUAGUCGUACGAUCCUAUGCAGAAUAAAUGGCUUAUCAAGUCUGGAAGUG